Melanotaenia boesemani (Boeseman's rainbowfish) is the source of this 11814-nucleotide messenger RNA. It is a transcript of the gene tet3, whose product is annotated as tet methylcytosine dioxygenase 3. The transcript is spliced from 11 exons. The record is from RefSeq and is a predicted model, not a curated record. Gene Ontology annotation, biological process: positive regulation of transcription by RNA polymerase II; oxidative demethylation. Gene Ontology annotation, cellular component: nucleus. NCBI's taxonomy places the organism in Eukaryota, Metazoa, Chordata, Actinopteri, Atheriniformes, Melanotaeniidae. Gene Ontology annotation, molecular function: DNA binding; zinc ion binding; DNA 5-methylcytosine dioxygenase activity. The coding region runs from base 544 to 6333 and encodes 1929 amino acids.
AGAGAGGAGAAAAAACUAAACGAAUAGAAAGGAGUGAGCGGUCGCACAACAAAAAAACCUUGUAUAUGUGAGUGAACGAGUGUGUGUGUGUGUGUGUGUGUGUGUGUGUGGUAGACCAAUUGGCAUACGAGCGAGAGAGAAAGAGAGAGAGAGAGGGAAGGAGGGGGGUAGGCACGAGAGAGCAAGCGCAAGAGAGAAAGAACGUGCGUACGAGGGCUAAUGUAAAACCAGAUUAAAAACACAAGAUGGCUUCCUGAAUGGGCUGCUGGAACACAGACGAGAGAGAGAGACUGAGAAGGAAAGAGUGGGGAGACACAGAAAGAGAAGAAAGGGACGGAGGGAGAGAGGUGAGGACGAGAGGGAGCCGAGUCUUCUAAUGGGGAUUCGGUCAGCGGACGGAGGAGUACAAACUGAGGCAGCUCCGAGGCUUGGAGGGUGGAAAACUUUGAAGAAAACAGUCAAGGCUGCUCGGGACACCCUGAACUAGCAGCUGAGACUGUUCACAAAGUUACUUCAGUGGAUGGCCCCAGAAGUGGAGGCCAGAUGGAAAUUGGGUCACAUGACCGCCUUCAGGAAGGCGAGCUGAGUCUGGAGUUGGCCAAUGGGGUGAACCCCUACCCUAAUGAUGAUGAGGCCUCUAUGGAAACAGAACAGCAGAGAGCAGGAAGUGUGCCUUCAAGGCAAUGUUGGGUGCCAGGACAAGGAAAGGUCAGUGACACCCAACAGCAGCAGCCGUGCUGGAGCAGCAACGAUGAUACAACCCCCUCUGAACCUUUCCACCAUGCAAACAUGGAGGAUGCUCACAAUCUGGUGGCUUUUUCUGCUAUUGCUGGCUCCCUGCCUCCUUCCUCUUCCUCUUCUUGCAACCGUGUUCAGCCCAACAUGGCCCAGCUGUAUGAGCAGUUCAUCCAGGAGACAGGUGCUGGUGGAGAUCGUUCCAAACUCACUGCGGGGGUUCCUGAGGGAAGCUGUCAACCUCUAGAGGAUCUUGACACCCUACAGAAAGCACUAAGUCAAGCCAAACAUGGCCACAAGCCUCCGAACUGCGACUGUGAUGGGCCUGACUGUCCAGACUACCUUGAGUGGUUGGAAAAGAAGAUUAAAUUAGCAACCAGAGAGGAUCAAGGCUCCCACAAAAUCAUUGAUGGUGCCACACACUUACAACAACUCCAUUUGCAGCAACACCCCCAGACCUUCCAACAAGUGAAUGGUGGUCACCAUAUGUCUACUUCAUGCUCCCAGCAGCAAGAGGUAACUCAAGGCCAUCAUCCAGAUCAAGUGCUCUGCUCCAAACCCCCUAUUCCUUGCUCUCCCCAGGUGCUUUCCAUAGCCAAGGAAAAGAACAUCAGUCUUCAGACAGCCAUUGCCAUUGAUGCCCUGACACAGUUAUCUGGCACCAGUCCUCAAGCUGUCACUUCUCCAGGUCAACACACAUUUAAAAAUAACCUCCAUAAUCACCAACAUAUCCCAAACAUUACACCUGGCUUGAUCCCACCUUCUCCUGGCAGUAACUCAUCUUCACGCUCUCAGUCUGUCCCUCCAGGAAUGCACACAAACCAGCAGGCUUCAGCAUCAUGUGAACAUCACAGACCCCAGUCCCAGGGUCAUUCGCCCCAUGUUACUCCUCUCCCAUCCUCUACCUCUACUUUCCCAGGUCAGGGAAAAAUUCCAGGCUACAGUCCUAAUCCCCAGCAGUGGCAGCAGAACUCAGGCAGAGGUUCUGAACAGAAGAAUCCAUGGAUGUAUAUGAAGUCUGAGCCCCAGUCUCGCUUUGUUGCUACAGCUCACAACGGUUCUGACCCAAUGUCAGAGCUUAAACAGCUGCUUGGUGACACCAGUGGCAAGUUCAGCAAUUCUCCCUUCAAGCUUCCAGUUGCACAGCAGCUCAAUUUGAACCAGAAUGGGAGUAUUCAGGGCCAGGGAAGCCCAGCACUGGUCAGGAUAAAAAAAGAACCAGACUCUGGUGAGCAUUAUCAUCACACUGCCUCCAUGGGACAUUAUGGCAUGUCUAAUGGUGAACAGCAGGGUCAGCCCUACCCUGGUAAUCCCAUGUCUCCUGGUCAAGCAGCCAUCAGCCACUCCACUCAGGCAGCUCUACAGCAGCACCUUCACUACAAGAGGAACCUCUUCUCCACCCACACCUCUGGCUUUGGAGCAUCAGGCCCACGUGCACCUCUGGCUUGCCAAAACUUGAAGAAAUGGUGGCCCCAGAUGGAAGCAGGAGGUUUGUCACAUCUGGCAAUCAAGCAGGAACCCAAGGAACCCAAGAAGAAAAAAAGCAGCCAAGGAUCUCCUGUAAUGAAAGCUAUGAGUGGGGUAGGCCUUCCUCUCCCCAAACCUAAACAAAUAAUCAUUAAAAAGACCAAGCAGAAAGCCUCCAUGCCAAUCUUCCUGCCUCAGAGUCAGAUUUCCAUGCAAAAACCACCGGUCCACAUGAUAGACAGAGUCCCGGUCCUGAACAGCCUGCAAGCAUGCACUCUCUCAUCACUUCCCCUCAACAGUAAUUCCACUCAGGCCGCUGCAGCAGGCCUUUCUGCCCUGGCCCAAUCUCAGGUAUCCAUUUCCAGCACCUCAAUGACUCCCACUUCCACUGUUUCUUUUUUGCCAGAAAACACUCCAGCUCUCACUGGCUCUCUGCUUCCACCUGUGGCUCCAGCCGGAGCCCACGAUAAAUCAGAAGGAACAGACAGCCUGGCCUCUAGUAACACCAGCACUACCACACCUGUGACCUCCAUAGCUCCAUCCAGCAACUCACAAUUACAGAAUCUCAUCAACAUAGAUCCAAAGUACGAAGAACUGAUCCGCCAGUUUGAAGCUGAAUUUGGAGAUUCAGUUCCAGACUCAUCUGCCACUCAGCCUGAGGAGGAGACUAAUACUACAGCCCCAAAAGCAGGGAAUGAAUCCGUAAUCAGUCCUCAGGACCUCAAUUCCAUAUCAUCCCACACUUCCCAUUCGGUUCCCUCAGUUCCCAUCACUCAAGCCAACUCCAAACCUCAUUCAGAUGAUCAGGAGAUGGAAGUCAACAACUACGGGUCAGGGAUCCAAAGUGAAGCAACCAUGAGCCAAGCAUCCAUUGAGAGCCCUAUGGAAACACAACAUGAGCGACCUGUUGACUUCUCUCUGCACCAGGAGUCUGUUUCAGACAAGCAGCAGCAGGCCAGAAUGUUACAGAAUACAUUCAGCACGCCAUGCUCUCCGCUGCCUAAACGCAUGAAGUUUGAAGCUUCAGGGGAGGUAGCAGUACUGUCCACCACAUGCUAUUCAGAGGAGGACACCCCAACCAAGGAUGGUCUACCCUGUUCUCCAUCUCUUCGUGGCUUCCUAGACUCCCCUUUACGCUACCUGGACACCCCCACCAAGAACUUGCUUGAUACUCCUUCCAAGGAUUCACAGGCAGAUUUUCCCACCUGUACAUGUGUGGAACAAAUCCUGGAGAAAGAUGAAGGGCCCUACUACAACCACCUGGGAUCUGGACCUACUGUAGCCUCCAUACGAAACCUGAUGGAGUCAAGGUAUGGAGAGAAGGGGGAAGCCAUCCGAAUAGAGAAGGUGGUGUACACAGGCAAAGAGGGGAAGAGCUCGCAUGGGUGUCCUAUAGCCAAGUGGGUGAUCCGUCGUAGUAGUGAGAAGGAGAAGCUGCUAUGUCUGGUGCGUCAUCGUGCUGGCCACCACUGUGCCAAUGCAGUCAUCAUCAUCCUCAUUCUAGCCUGGGAGGGUGUCCCAAGAGCCCUGGCUGACAAGCUGUACCGCGAGGUCACUGACACUAUCACCAAAUUCGGCAACCCCACCAGCCGACGGUGCGGCCUCAAUGAUGAUCGUACCUGUGCUUGUCAAGGCAAGGACCCUGAAAAGUGUGGUGCUUCCUUUUCAUUUGGUUGCUCCUGGAGUAUGUACUUUAAUGGCUGUAAGUACGCCCGAAGCAAAACGCCACGCAAGUUCAGGCUACAAGGAGAACACCCUGAAGAGGAGGGCAAACUCAGGGACAACUUCCAAACUCUAGCAACUGAGGUGGCUCCUUUGUAUAAGCGACUAGCACCACAGGCCUACAGUAACCAGUGCCUGACAGAGUCCCGAGCUCCAGAUUGCAGGUUGGGUUUGAAGGAAGGCCGUCCAUUCUCUGGAAUCACUGCUUGCAUGGACUUCUGUGCCCAUGCUCAUAAGGACCAGCAUAACCUCCACAAUGGCUGCACAGUGGUGUGUACUUUAACUAAGGAGGACAACCGUACGGUGGGGGAAAUCCCUGAGGACGAGCAGCUCCAUGUGUUGCCUCUAUACACAGUAUCACAGACGGAUGAGUUUGGCAACGCAGAGGCCCAGCGGAUCAAAAUGCAGACAGGAGCUUUUCAGGUUCUUCAGGCUUUCCGACGUGAGGUACGCAAGUUACCCGAGCCUGCCAAAUCCUGCCGACAGCGCCGGAUGGAGGCCAAGAAAGCCGCCUCAGAGAAGAAGAAGAAUAAACUCAUACAGCAGACAGGGGAGACGCCAGAGAAAACAAUGAUCAAGACUGAGGUCUGCAUCCCCAGUUCAGCCCAACCCCAUGGUAAUAAAGCAAUUAUAAAACAAGAGGUGAAGCCUAAAAUCAAGACAGAACCCUUCAACGGAUCAAUAGAUGGAUACCCUGUGCAAGCAACAGACCCAUUCAACAACAUCUAUCAACACCCUGCCUACUAUGCAAGGGGAGCCCCUUCCCCAGCAGGUCAGUCCUCUGCAGCUGAAGCAGUAAAUGGCUACCACCCCAGUCUGCCCGCAAUGCCCUACGGCUACUACAACUACCCAUCCAAUGCACUUUUCCCACGUAAGCUGAGGACCUAUGAGGGUCGAAAUGGGUCUUUGCCUAAAACAGGUAUUAGGCCUGCCGAGGCAGACAAGAAGCCUGAUAUCCAGAGCCUUCAGGCCAGACUGGCCCAGUCCUCCACCAGCCAGCUGGAGCAAACCAACCAACUGAACCACAGUGCUUACACCCAGUCUGCAGACUGCAACCAGUCCCGUCCUUCCUCUGUUUCCUCUGACACCUCCAACAGAGCCACUCCAGUCAUCAAAAAGGAGCCUGUCGAUGUGCCAGUUUAUGAGGGUGCAUUACCAAGCCAGGCUGGUGCCAAUACAUCAAGAGCCACCCCCCAGCCUGCAGCCUGGCCAGGGUACAAGCUUAAUGGGAGUAUUAUUCCGACACCCUGGGAUGGCCAUCUAAACCAUAGACAAAGUCCCGAAGCCUCUUCUUUGAACUCAAACAAGCAGCCGUUUCACCAGCAUUCCCAGCAGCGGUCCUCUCCUUUCCCCCAGCAGUGGACAUCCUUCCCUAGUUCAACCCCCCCACUGCCUUCUCCGAGUCCAUCACUCCAAGUAACUCCAUCUCCACCUCCGUCCCCUCAUGUAGGCACAGUGCUCCAGGCUAACUUACACCAAGGCUCCACACGUUAUGCCACCCCUCAACCAGGGACACCACAGCCUGGCCCCUCUCACUCAGGCUCACUUACUCCACAACCAAGUACCCCAGGCCCAGGGACCCACGGACACUGGGCCAGCCCUGCUCCUAGUCCCCAGCCAAAUGCUUGGGCCAUGGGGUCUGCUGCAUAUAGUCCUGGUUUGAAGCACAGCAAUCCCGCAGGAGCCUACCCAGAAAGGAUCUGGUCCAAGACCGGGGAAAAUCGGUGCUCCACUCCCCUUGGGCUUCAGGAGAAGACCUGGAAGUCUUGUGGAGGUUCAGUGGCCGGCAGCACCCCUUCCCCUGCUCCUGAGGGUCGUCUCUUCCCUGAUGCCCUGCAGCAGUCAGGUCAGGCCUACUGUCACCAAAGCCGAGCCGAAAGUGACGUUGCGGGCACCAAGCAUCAGGAAGAAGAUGAAGAGGUGUGGUCUGACAGUGAACACAACUUCCUGGAUCCCACCAUUGGAGGUGUAGCAGUAGCACCAGCUCACGGUUCCAUCCUGAUUGAAUGUGCUCGUCGGGAACUUCAUGCCACCACUCCAAUUAAAAAGCCUGAUCGUUCCCACCCCACCCGCAUCUCCCUGGUCUUCUACCAGCACAAGAACCUCAACCAGCCAAUGCAUGGCCUGGCUCUGUGGGAGGCAAAAAUGAAGCUGCUGGCAGAGCGAGCACUGCAGAGGCAGCAGGAGGCGGCUCUCCUGGGCCUCUCCCAGGAAGACAUUAAGACACUCGGGAAGAAACGCAAAUGGGGUGCUGCGAUGGCAGGUGGCAGUCCAGGACCUGGCCAAUCUAAAGACAAGAAGGAGGGCCCAGUGACACGGUUAGCCCCAACGUUCUACACCACCUCUAUGGUUACUGUGUCUACCUAUGCCUUCACACGCCUCACUGGACCCUACAGUUACUUCGUCUGAGGACAAACAAACACAGACUGACAGCUACAGAGUGGUGCAGUGGAGGAAUGGACAGAGCAACGAGCUGGACAAACGUCUCUGGCAACUCUCCAUCCUGCCCCCUCCACAGUCCGCUUGGAGGAGGGACAUUUUUAUUGUUUUUUACCUCAUGUCAGGCAGUGGUUUGGGCGUCAGACUCACUGCCUGUGGUGCUCUUCCUCUCUCUUUCCUGGAGAGGAACUCCAUCGCUUUUUCUUGUUUAUAGAAUUUUAAUGAUUCUAAUUAUUGCUAUUAUUACCGAUAUUAUUAUGAUUGCUAUUGUUACUGUCAAUGUUGUUAUUACAGGUAUUAUUAUAAUGAAGACUUGUUUUUUUAUUAUUGCUGUUUUCAUUAAUGUUAUUAUUAAUGAGGUGAUUGUUUUAUGUUGAUUUUUUUUUUUUUAAAUCAAUCAGUCUGAGUCACUCAGACCGUUGCUUUUUCCAUGUUUGGAAAACUUGUUCCUUUUUAUGUUUAUUUUCUUUUUCCUUAUCAAUCUUAAACUCUACUUAUAGGAGGAGCCAUUAUCUUCCAGAAAAGACAGCAAAUCAGCAUUAGAGAAAACAUAAUAAUGGCUGUAUACAAAAAAAAAAAGAAAAAAAAAUUGACUUCAUCGAGGUAUUUAUUAAAAACUGAUAAAGUACCAUAUAUUUGAUGUUAUGGAAAAAAACUACAAAAAUUCUUAUUUUUGAUAAACAAAACUUUCUAAACUUAUAAAUAAAACCAAUUAUAAUAUGAAAAUGAAUGCCCAAGUACAAAAUAACUGCAAAAAACCACACUGGUAGAAAUCAUUACUGCUUGUCUUGUCGUUAGAUGAUGUGUUCCUCCUGCUUAUCUGCACCCCUCCGGCUCUCGACUGGUGCUCAGCUUCUGGCUCCAAUAGAAUUUCAUUCCGCUACUCUUCAUGGCAUUUGAUGCUGUAAUAUGGUGCUCUAACUCAGAUUUGGCUCAAGUAGUGUUUUGCAAGGAAAUACUUUUGUUUUGGCUGAGAUAUUCCAGAUAGUCUACUGCUCUAAGAUGCAGGUGCAGAAUAUAUGUUGAGCAAGGAUAAUUAUAAUGGAUUAUUCUACAAAGACUGAUCUUUGCUCAUUACAAUUUCUGGUAUCUUGCACUUAACAGAGGCUAAAACAAGAGGUAGUACCUGCAAAUUCAAUUUAACCCAGAUCUGUGCUUACCACAAAGAGAUGGAGCAGGUGGCACUCUUUAUCUUCCUACAAGUAGGGGUGAGCACUUCUCAGUAUAAACUCUAGAGGGCAGCGUUGACUGCCAUUUCAAAGUGGUGUGUACAAGCAGACCUAGAAGCUCUUGACAUCCAUUCAGACUAGAAGGCUCACUUUGCUGUUUUAACCACCCUUGGCCAGUAGAGGGGGAUCUCACACCCGGUUUACUGGCAUUGGAUGUGGAAACCAAUGUUUGUCUCAUUGUAGAUCAGAUGUGAGCCAAGUCUGCAGAGGCAUCUGGGAAGCCUAUCCUAGGAUAUAGCAGUAGGAAACAGUGUUGGGACUGCAAUGCUCUUGGUGCUCCUACACACACUCUGGUGCUGUCCUGUUACACUUGAUCUACUGUGAAGGGCCCACUCCUUCCUCUGCAUGGUGCUGUCAUCUUAUAGCAGAGUGAGGUGUGUCCUUCUGCAGGCACCUUGUUACCACAGAGCCAGCCAGUCAUAGUGGUUGCAGCUUUGUCAUUGGGCUCAGCAACUGGUUCCUGUUGAGGAGGGUUUUUUUUUUUUUUUUUUUUUUACAGUUUACUGUGGCAUAUAACAAAAAGAAAAGAGAAAAACAAACACUGUCCAGGGCAGAGAAAGCACAUUCAUUCAUUGCAUCUCUUGAGAACACAUUAGUUGUGCUUUUCAUAGAGGAAACAGUACUGAGACAUAAAGGCAAACCAUAGAAAAUUACUGUAGCUUCAGGGUUUUGGCGCCAAAUACUAAUGCAUUGAAUCAAUUAAUCUCUGGCUUUGUGUCUCUGUGUGGGAAGGUGUGGCAGAAAGAAGUGCAUGAAAGAGAAAAACCAAAGCAAGAGACUUUUUGAUAGCAUUGCUAGAGUUCCUUGAAUUGUUUAUUUUUACUUUCUUUACGGCAGCAUAGUUUGCUUGUAGCGGGUGUUGAAAUUGAGAAUGAGUGACUACCAGAACUCGAUACGAGCCGGUUCCUCCCAGCUGCUGCUGGGGGCGUUGUUUGGGUCAUGGCCCUGGUUGUCUGGUUGUCCUGUUACCUCUCCUAAGGGCCUCCAGCUCUCUACCUCAUGCUGUAGAGACACUGGUCACUAUCACAACUUGCUACUGAGGGUAGAAAAUGGUGCAUGUCCCUUUGUGUGCUCUAGUUCCCCACACUCAUUUUAACCAGCUUUUUUUUUUUUUUUUAUUAUUUUGGUUUUUUGGUUGUUUUUUUUAACUCUUAUUUAUUACUACAUGGUGAUGAUGAUAAUGAUUGUCUUUGAUGUUAUUGUUUUUUUUUCAUCUUUUUUUAUAUAGCUAAUACAAAUUGUAAAUAGAGAAGAAAAGAUUUAUAAAAGCACUUUUAAUCUUGAUUUUAAUGACAAAAAGAAAGAGCCGAUUAUUGACAACUUGAAGCUUAGUUUUUCUGGGUUUGUUUUUUCUUUUUAAUUUUCUCAAGAGAGAGAUAAAAAUGUAAAUAUUAAACUAUUUAGGUAAGAUUAUUUAACUGGUGAGGAUAGUAACUAAACCAUUAAUGAUGGGGGUGUUUUGAAGUCUUGGACAGCCCUUGACAACACUUAAAGGCAGAUUUAUACUUGUGCGGCAUCUGCAUCACCGCCGUAGGCUCGGCUUAGCUCUGCAGAAGCUCGACGCGCAGCUCUUCUAGACCUGACGUGCUGCUAUGCAGACGGUUACGCAGCGGUACUCCCUUGUGAUUGGUCAGUUAGGGAUCACGUGUUUUCGGAUAUCUGGAUCUUCUCGCUGAAUUUGUGUGGUAAACACAGUUUUUAAAAACAAUAACCAGUGGCUCAAGUUAAUGAGAGGCUGAUCGAAUUAUUUGUUCGUUACCUUCCACAAGCUAAUAUAGACACUGAACCAUACUGGACGCCAUUGUUGUUUUAAAACAGGAAAUACCUACCCACCUGAAGUGAACCCUCAAAAGAACUCCGACCUGGCGAUACCACCCCUGCUGCCACCUUCAGAUUAGGAGAAGAAACUGCAACAUGACACCAAAACUACGUGUACCCCUACACUCGAGUGUGAGAGCAAACUCACCAGUGUCAGCUACGGCGUAGCAGACCGCACGCAGACGCAGCGCGAGUAUAAAUCCGCCUUCAGUCCUGAUGUGUGUAAACGUUUGCUCAGUAACACUGCUGUUUUGCUUUUGGAAGUACUGUACCGCCCACCCCCACCCCACCCUGUCAGUCUCAUAACUUUCUGAAAAUGAAUUCAUGAGCCCAGUUAUGUGAAACAAAGCCACACUCGGCUCACUGUCCAACAGCCCACCCCCUAAAAAUACAACUGGAGAGUCUCUCUUUCAAACAUCAUGUGUUAAAAUGUCUGAAUUUUAGAGUUUUACAAAAGCUCAACUGUUUUUUUUUUUGUUUUUUUUUUCGUCACAAACUAACCGCAAUAUCAAAUUUCCAUUUAAACCUAAAAGAUACAAAAACUGUGGUUCUGAACAGCAGAGGUGUACUGGUUAGUGGUUUAAGCCAGUGGUUCUCAACCUAUUUUCCUUGAAGAUCCCCUUCAUGCAAAUACUAAAAAGCCAUGAACACCCUGCCCUACCCCGUGCUGUAACCAUGCUAGGUUUUAUGCUUUCAAAAGUGACAUUCUCACCAUAAAUAAUGUUUUCUGGCCGAGUCCUGUCCGUCCAUAAAGCCAAAGUUAAAUUAAUAACAUAUAGAUUUUUUUUUCUUAAAAUAGGGACAAUGUGUGGACAGAAAUCACAAUUGCACUGAAAAUUCAAAUCCUUUGGGGACCCCCUGUGUUCAUUGAGGGACCCCCUUGGGGAGUCCUGGACUCUAGGUUGGGAACCACUUGUUUAGGCUAAGGGUAAAUCUAAAUCAGUAGCCAUGAAAAAAUGUGCAGUGUUCAAUUAAAAUAAAAUACUUUGAUGUUUUGAGAAAUAUACAAUUUUGCUUCCUCUCUGAGGGUUAGAUCAGACGAUCAUAACUUUUACCAUAAAGUUUAUUUAGUUUAAGUAAAAAAAAAAACAGAUAUUCUCCUGGGGUUACGUUGUGGUAACCUAGCAACCAGCAGAGAUUACAGGAUGCUCUAAGACACAAAACAAAGUGCUGUUUUUUUUCUUUUCACCUUGGCUUGUGUGGUUUUCUCAUGUUUUUUUUCUUUCAAAAUUAAGAUGAAUCAGUGACGUUUUAGUGAGUUAUAGCCCUGCAAAUUUGUUUUUCACUUGUGUUAGACUAUCAGGCAAGAGACUGCCUCCCUGCUUGUGUAGAUGUAUCUAUCAUUAUUAUUUAAGUAUGCACAUGGCAGAGAAAUCAUGAUGCCCCCCCGAAGAAGAUGGCAGAUUUAGGCUUGUAAUAUUUAAUGUCGUGACACAAGAUCCCGACUAACAGGAGUGGUGCAGUAGUAGGGCUUGAUUUGCUUUUUGAGGAUAAUGCUUGGCCCUUAUUUUACACACUUGCCUAAGAAACGGUGCUAAGGAUAUAAUGUACACCAUCUUAUUACAUUUAUUAAUCUCUAAAUGUCUCACAUUUAGUGAAUGGUUCUUAUAAGGGGUCCUACCUCCCAAGCAUGUACUGAAAUUGGGAUGGGGAGGGGAGGGGAGGGGGGUGGGAGGAAUGUUUUAGACAGCCGGUGCUAUGAUGCUACACCUUAACAUUCACUGUGUAAAAACAAAUAAAUGUGAGGGAGAAAUGAUUAUCUCGAAAAAUAUUUUUCUGAGCUCUUCGAAUGUCAAGAAAACUAUACUUUCAAUCCCAGCAGUUUCAGAAGAUGGGAAGCUGCCCUGGUGCUGACUUUAUGAAAAGUCUUUUGUUACAACGCUACAGAUUUACAUCUCUCAGAGGGCAGGAGGGCACGCUGACAGUUCAGUACAGCCUCUCGAUAUUCAUUCCAUGUUUUACUUGAAGUCAUUUAAACUAGGAUGAGGAAUAGAAUCAAAUUAUAUGAAGACUGUUAUCUGGGUUUCACAUUUGGUACUGUGCAAGUACUAAAAGCUAUUAGAAUAAUCUUUUGAGUAUGUUGUACAUGUACAUGUUAGCUGAAUGCUAAGAUAUUUGAUCAAUAUCAGAGUUGUGUACUGCCCCCCCCACCCACACACACACACACACACACACACACACACACACACACACACACACACCCACCUUCCCCAUGCACUUCCUUUAUUCAACCCCUCCCUUUCUCUUAAACCUUGUAUAUUUAGUCUUUCUGAAAAAUGUUUUCUCACACAAAUAUAGGUAAACAUGCAUCUCACUAUGUAUGGCCCACUGUUUAAAAUUCACCCAACACCCAAUUUUUCCGAACACUCUCCAAAUCUAGAACAGAGACUUGGACCCUGGCUCA